AUGCCCCCAAAAAAACCAAGCGUUCCUCUUCAAAAAAAAGCUGAAGGCCAAAAGAAAGAGGUCAAGGAUGAAGAAGGCAUUGCAGCAGCAUCAUCAUCAGCAACAACAACACCAGCAUCAUCCUCUCAGACCAGUACUGGAAAAGAGAGUUCUCAAGGAAAAUCAAAAUCCGGUACAGCAAAGAAGAUUUCAACCACGGAAACUAAAGAGCCAGCAGCUGCCGUGGCAUCAUCAUCCUCGGCUGAGGCUUCUUCUACAGAGCCUGCUAAAGAGGAGUCCAAGAAAAAGACCAAAAAGACAACAACAACAUCAUCAGGCAAGAUUGGCAAGAGACGAUCAUCGGAGGAUCCAAAGAUGAUUAACAGCAAAUCCAUUCAGAGAAUGGCAUUGAAAGCUGGUGCUCUCAGAAUUAAUAAGGAUGUCUAUGAUGUCGUGAAGGGUAUUUAUAUGGAUAUUCUGGAGGAUGUUCUCUAUCGUUCUGCAGUCUACACUGUGUAUGCCGAUAGAGUAACCAUCAAAGCCAAAGAUGUGGAACAUGCCAUCGAGGCCAAUGGCCACAAGAUUUAUCCAAAUGCUGAUGAUACCGAGUAUUUUGCGGAGACUGAAAAAUCACACAAGAAGAAGAAAUCGGAAGGAGGCUCUUCCACGAUGGACGAAUCCAAGGAUGAGGAGUACAAACAAGAAGAAGAAGAAGAGCAAGAGGAGGAAGAAGAUACAGAAAUGACAGAAGCAGCAGAGGAAGAGGAAGAGGAGGAGAAACAAAAACCAGAGAAGAAGGAAUCCAAGAAAAAAGAGUCAACCAAGAAGAAGGGAAGCAAGAAGGAUUAA
Naegleria lovaniensis is the source of this 828-nucleotide messenger RNA. RefSeq lists its product as uncharacterized. NCBI's taxonomy places the organism in Eukaryota, Heterolobosea, Eutetramitea, Acrasida, Naegleriidae. The transcript has a single exon. Bases 1 to 828 code for a protein of 275 amino acids. Gene Ontology annotation, molecular function: structural constituent of chromatin; protein heterodimerization activity; DNA binding. The record is from RefSeq and is a predicted model, not a curated record.